Messenger RNA from Nerophis lumbriciformis (worm pipefish), 3379 nucleotides. It is a transcript of the gene mars1, whose product is annotated as methionyl-tRNA synthetase 1. Gene Ontology annotation, biological process: methionyl-tRNA aminoacylation. The record is from RefSeq and is a predicted model, not a curated record. Lineage: Eukaryota; Metazoa; Chordata; Actinopteri; Syngnathiformes; Syngnathidae. Gene Ontology annotation, molecular function: ATP binding; methionine-tRNA ligase activity. Gene Ontology annotation, cellular component: cytosol; aminoacyl-tRNA synthetase multienzyme complex.
UCGCCAUUAGUAAAUUCAAUGACGCACACUCGCUUGCAUCAGCGUGGUUGGACUUCACUUACCCGCAAAAGUUGUCUUAUCUGCCACUCCCGUAUAUUAGUACACAUCUCCGCGGCCAGGUGGAGGAUAGUCGAGAGCAACCGGCCACGAUGAAACUAUUUGUGAGCGAAGGCAACCCGCAUUGCCUUAAAGUGUUAGCUGCUUUAGAAGCAGCUGGAGUGCAGUGUGACGUCCAAUUUGUCAGCCACGAAGACAAACCUGUGCCCUUCCUGAGCCGCCCAUCUUUGCCAGCGCUGCUCCUCCCUAAUGGAGAGCAUCUUUUCAGCCCCAAUGCCAUAUGCCGGUACAUGUUUGAAGUGAGCGGACAGGAGUGCAAUGAGCUUUGCGAUCAGUGGCUGGAAUGGGAGGCCACAAAUCUCCAACCUGCUCUUCUACAGACCCUGUACAUGGCAGUGCUUCAGGGAAAAGAAUCUGAGGCUCCCAAGGUCCUCAUGGGACCUCUCAGCUACUUGGACCAAAGCUUGAAUAAGGCCGCCACACCUUACUUAACUGGGGAUGUUCCUUCAGUUGGUGAUUUUGUUUUGUGGGCUGCACUGCAUCCGAUUUUAUCUGAAUCAUCUCUAGAUAUAGGUGAACACAAGUCUGUGAGGGUUUGGUUUGACCGUGUGGCUGCCUCAAAGGCCUGCCUGUCAGCAGCCCACAAAGUGCUGCAGGGAAAAGGCCUGCUGGCUAUGAGGAGUUUCAUGCAGAGGCAGCCUGCCCCUCAGAGCGGCCAGUGCAGAGGCACACAGCCAUGCAACAGCAGGACUGCUGAGGAUGACGAAGGAGAGCGUGUGGUGUCACAAGAAGAGAUGGAGGCGGCUGCUAUGACAUGGAGCAAACAUUUAAACGUCUGUCAGUCAACUACAGACAGAGUGCACCCUAUUCUGCCACAGAAGGGCCAGCGAAAUAUCCUGUUGACGAGUGCCUUGCCCUACGUUAACAAUGUGCCCCACUUGGGAAACAUCAUUGGCUGUGUCCUCAGCGCUGACGUCUUCUCCAGGUACGGCCGUAUGCGAGGCUGGAACAUGUUGUUUGUGUGUGGCACAGACGAGUAUGGCACCGCCACGGAAAACAAAGCCAGAGAAGAAGGCCUGUCGCCGCAGCAGAUCUGCGACAAGUACCAUGCCAUUCAUGCCAGCAUCUACGAGUGGUUCCAGAUAGACUUUGACUUCUUUGGAAGGACCACCACAGAGAAGCAGACGGAGAUAUCACAGAACAUUUUCUGGAGGCUCCACGAGAACGGCUUCCUAUUGGAAGACACGGUGGAGCAGCUCCGUUGCGAGAGCUGUCAGCGUUUUCUGGCUGACCGCUUUGUUGAAGGCACUUGCCCCCACUGCAACUACCCAGACGCCCGUGGUGACCAGUGUGACAAGUGUGGGCGGCUCAUCAAUGCAGUGGAACUCAAGGCACCUCACUGCAAAGUCUGCAGUCAGACUCCAGUCAUCUGUUCCUCCAAACAUCUUUUCCUGGAUCUGCCAAAAUUAGAGGCUCAGCUGGAGCAGUGGCUAGAGAAGUCCACCAGCACCGGAGACUGGACCUCCAAUGCCAAACAGAUCACUCACUCCUGGCUAAGAGAUGGACUGAAACCACGCUGCAUCACUAGAGACCUGAAAUGGGGAACGCCGGUACCUCACCCUGACUUCAAAGAAAAGGUGUUCUAUGUGUGGUUUGAUGCCCCUAUCGGUUAUCUUUCCAUCACUGCCAACUACACUGACAAAUGGGAAAUGUGGUGGAAGAAUCCAGAUCAGGUGGAGCUGUACAAUUUCAUGGCCAAAGACAAUGUGCCGUUCCACAGUGUGGUGUUUCCCUGCUCCCUUCUGGGAGCUCAGGAUGGCUAUACACUGGUCAACCACCUGAUUGCCACUGAAUAUCUGAAUUAUGAAGACACAAAGUUCUCCAAGAGCCGUGGUGUUGGCGUGUUUGGCGACAUGGCCAAGGACACCGGUAUCCCGUCUGACGUGUGGCGCUUCUACCUGCUCUAUGUGCGUCCAGAAGGACAGGAUUCCACCUUCUCCUGGGCGGACAUGGCUAUGAAGAACAACUCGGAACUGCUCAAUAACUUGGGCAACUUCAUUAACAGAGGCGGCAUGUUUGUUUCUAAGUUCUUUGAUGGCUCUGUGCCUGUGAUGGAGCUGCUGCAGGAAGAUAAGAAGCUCUUGGCUUUAGUGGGCUGGGAGCUCCAGCAGUACAUCCAGCUCAUGGACAAAGUCAAAAUUCGUGAUGCUCUGAAACACAUCCUCAACAUCUCUCGCCAUGGCAACCAGUACAUUCAAGUCAAUGAACCCUGGAAGAAGAUCAAGGGAGGAGAUGCAGAACGGCAGCGUGCAGGCACUGUCACUGGUGUGUCCGUCAACAUCGCCUGUCUGCUGUCAGUCAUGCUGCUGCCCUACAUGCCAGCAGUCAGCCAGACCAUCAGGGAUCAACUGAAUGCCCCUCAAUCCUGCGUCAACACCAUGUUGCAAGGCACCGGUACCUUUACAUGCGUGCUGGGCGCGGGCCACCGCAUUGGAACCGUUAGUCCAUUGUUCCAGAAACUGGAGGUGGAGCAGAUUGAGUCUUUGAAGAAGAGAUUUGGGGGACAGCAGCCUGAAGAUGAACCAGCAAAAAAGAAGACAGCGUCUCAAAGCGCUGCCAGCACGCCCGCUCUCGCCGCCGUAGAUGUCGAGGUGGCUGCAGCCAACGCCGCAGCGGACCCGGAAAAAGCCAGGCAGCUGACGCAGGCCGUGGCGGAGCAGGGCGAGAAGGUGCGAGCCCUGAAAGCGCAGAAGGCGGACAAGGCGGCGGUCACGGCCGAAGUGGCUAAACUGUUGGAGCUGAAGAAGCAGCUGGUCUUGUCUGAGGGGAAAAGCCCCGAGCCCGCGCUCGUCAAGGCCAAGAAGAAAUGAGACGCAGAAAGUUCCAAACGGUGUGAGGUUAGUGGUAGGAGGGGGGAAGUGGCUUUGAGGUGCGGUACUGGAGGAAAAGGAACAUGAUGUAGACGGCGAGAUGAGGGUGUUAGCCAAAGGCAAAGCUGUGACGGGAUCUAAGACAACAUGGUGCUGGCACUGAGGGCUAAUGGAAUGCUGGUGAGGCCGGCGGGGAAAUGAAAACACACAAAGGGAGUCAAAUGAAUUCUGCUAAAGAAUGGAGGGAUUUUUCCAAAUCCCUCCACCAAGAGAAACUGAUUUUAUACUCUUGCUGUAAUAUUGGCCUCCGAAUGUGCUCUGUGUAUUUGAUUUUUUUUUUAAAUCUUUUUAUAUUCUUUCUAUAGAAACCCGUUGACUAUCAAAACUUAUGAUGAAACUCUUUUCCUAUUUUCUGCAAAUACAAUUUUACCAAAUAAAUCAUGCAUUAACAA